GCAGCCCUCGCUUUUCUCUCCUGCCCACAUGCUCUGUGAGCAAGACCAGCACCCUGGCACUGCUGUGCCCGAGGAGAGGCAGGUGACUGGCAGCAGGAGGAAUCCCUGAGCCAGCUCCCAUCUGGAAGAAGUGCCUUGUCAUGUUGCCUCUCCCUCGCCAUCCUGCAGCAAGGGGGGAGCCGCCCGCAGAGACUCCCCACAGCGCGGCUCGCUGAUCCCUGAGCUGACACGGGGACAAGCUGGUUUUGCUUUGGAUUAUCGCUGGCUCUGCAUGCUAUAUUCUUCCUGCUGCUCUCAUGCCGUUGCUGCUGCACCCGUCUUCCAGCUGCAGUGAGCUGAGCCCACGAUCUGGGGAGAUUGUAUCUGGCAAGCAUCCUGGUGAGAGAGCACAGAGCCUGCUGGAAUCCGAGUGCUCAGCAGUGCCGGAGCAGAGCGUGUUCAGUGAGGGGAGACGGGGAACGGAGGAUCUGUGGAAAGGUAACCUUAGCACCUCAAGAAAGAGCUGACUGAAUAAACAACCCAUAUCUUCUGUGUAGCAGCAGAUGGUGUCAGUAUGGAGAAGGUAUUUGAACUCCCCCAUGAGAAGUGUCCUCCUUGCCUCUCAUGUGCAGCCCUACCUGUCCAUGGGUAGCACCAACUUAACUGAUGUCCUGAAGAGCAUUCCUCACCAUGGAUAGUCCACCCAAACUGACUGGUGAGACGCUGAUUGUCCAUCACAUUCCCCUGGUGCAUUGCCAGGUCCCUGAUAGACAGUGCUGCUCCGUGAGCAAAAGGACCAACCCCUUCUGCCAGCCAGAGCUCAGCAUUACACGGACCUCUGCCCUUCCAGACAGAGACCUUUCACAGACUGACUCCUUGGUGUACAGCAGCUUUCUCCAGACCUCUGAAACCUCAGCAGAGGCCUCAGAUAACAAAGAAGGCAAAGCGAGGGAUUUGAUUGUCCCUAGUGUCAGUAAGCGACACAACCCUUUCCUGCUGAGUGAGGGUGAAGACCUCAGCAUCUUUGGGGAUGACUUGGGUCAAAAAUCUUUUCACCUUCACAACUCACUUGUGGCUGGCAAACCUCCCUUUCAUCUGCAUGAGCUGGCCUUGCCCCCUUUCCACCUCCACGACUCCAACCACAUUGUGAAAUCCUGGAACAUGGCCAGCCGGUCCGGUGUGGUGGAUGGGCAAGAGGACAAAAUCAGCAGUGACGAUGUCCAGAAGAGGAACAAUGCAAACCGGUGCCACCAGGCCUCAGAACGCAUGGAGCUGGAUGAAUGCAGUUGCCAUCGCGGCAGCUCCUCCAGCUUCUCCUUUGAUGGUGGUGACCAGGAGUGGAACCAGAACACGGGUGAAUCACUGAGGAAUCAGGAUGCCCUACACAGCCGGACGUGCAGCUGUUCCAGCUCGGAGCUCCAGCACUGUCGCUGCUACAGUUCAUCAAGUCAGUCUGAAGUGAUUGACCAACAGAUGGGCUAUGUCAGUGACUCCUCCUGCAACAGCUCCGAUGGGGUGCUGGUGAACUUCAGUGCUCUCUACAACAAAAUGAAUGGCCAUUCCCGAUCUAACCUGAAUUCAGCCAACCUGUCCUGUGACUCCUCCUUCUGCAGCCACUCAGACACAGGAGCUUUUUACCUGGAUUUGCAUUCAUCACCCACAGAAUCCAAGAUGUCUUGCGAGUCGCAUCACCCAGAGACUUCAGGGAAGGUGUGUGGGUGUCAACACUCCUCCUCCUCACCUGUCCUUGAUGCUAACUGCAACUCCUACCACCUCCACUGUGAGCCUUGCGCUUCGGAGAGCUCAGACCUCACUGCCUGCUUCCAGAGCCAAGCACGGCUCGUUGUGGCUACUCAGAAUUAUUAUAAGUUAGUCACGUGUGACUUGUCUUCCCAGUCAUCCCCCAGCCCAGUAGGAUCUUCCAUAACUAGCUGCUCGGAAGACCAUACCAAAGGUAGCCCAGCCCAGCCCACUGAAUACUAUCUUUUUAGAAGGCCUGACCUGAGACAAGAAGAAAGCAAUGUGGAGUGCAGUGAAGAGGAGGCAAAGGGAGAAGCCACCCAGAACAUGAUUGAGGGUCAGGUCUAUGUGAAUGUGUCACCACCUAACCUCAAUACAAGCCGGCAGCGCUCCAGGAGCUAUGAUCAGAACCUGGACAGGAGUCCCAGCAGCAGACUGGGCUCCUUGGAGCGCAUGGUGAGCUGUCCGGUCAAGCUGAGUGAAAGUCCAGCAAUACCCAUCCAGAGUUCCCCCCCAAAGCGAGUGACAUCUUUUGCUGAACUGGCUAAAGGCAGGAAAAAGAACAGCACCUCCCCACCACUCCGAUCCAGUGGUGAUUCCUCCUUGGAGUUCUCCCCUAUCCCCGAAACACAGCGGGAUUGCCCAGCCUUCCUUGAAGAAAGAGCUCGCCGCAGCCAGAGUCUUCCACCCAUGCCCUUCGUCCAUGGCCUGAACCAAAGCUGCGAGGGCUUCUGUUUAAAUCAUGCUUUUGGGGACAGCCAGGCUUUGUGUUCCACCAAAGACUCGGUCUCCAGUGAGAAGGUCCCCAGGGGGCAUGGGGCAGGUGAGCAAGCCUCUGUCUCCCUGCUGAUGGAGGCAGAUGCCAGCUUCUCAGGUGGCUCUGCCAGUGGCCAUGGACAAAGAGAUGUUAGAGCCCGAGCAGACGGUGGUGGCACAGACAGCAAGCCUGUGGUACGCUACAGCAAGGACCAGCGUCCCACAACUCUGCCCAUCCAGCCCUUUGUUUUCCAGCACCAUUUCAGCAAACCAUCCAAGGCCCGUGCUCUGCACAGCCAUUUUGCCUCCAGCCUUUCCCAACUCUACAGCUUGUCCAGCAACCGGCCUGCCAGCCAGCAGAUCUCCAAUUCCCAGUCCUCAGCCUCGGCCACCUCGGCAGAGCAGUCGGCGGGGGUGGGGAGCCAAGCCCACAGCACACUCCUGACCCAGCGCUCAGUGGAUGGAGCUGCCUCCCGCAAUGAUGGCUGCAUUAAGAAGCCUGCCCCUGAGACAACCCGGCCAUCCCCCCUGGGGAGUUACUCUCCUGUGCGAUGCAACGUGCCUUUCUUUCAAAGCGUGGACUCCUCUUCCUCGCCCACAACGGAGAGGGCUGGAGAGAGCCAGCCCCCCAGGAGCAGGUCCUGCCCCAUCUCCGCCAGCCUGCUUUCCACGAGGUCUUCCCCUGCUGUCAGUGCCAUGCAGCCCUCCCAAGCCACCAAAGCUGAUGCCCUGAGGCAAAAGGAGAACCCCAAGCCAAUUCCCAAGAAGGAGGCACCACUGGAGCCGAGCCCACUGCUCUCCGAGUACCGACUCCACAGUGGGUCCCUCCCACCCCUCUCAGUGGGCAGUGUGCCCGUGAGCAGAGUGGGGGGCCGUGCAGAUCCCCACUGGAGAAGUGGCAGUGAGACCAGCAGCUCUGGUCCCCUGAGCAGCAUGGGAAUACGGCCCCUCAAUGCGAACCACCUCUCCCCCCAAGCGCUGAAGUGGCGGGAGUACAGGCGGAGGAACCCCCUGGGUCUGGACCGCGUUUCAGGGCUGCCCGGCUUAGCAGGCAGCCUAGACAGGAGGCAGCAAGAGCCUCGGCUGAACCGGGGGAACCCCAUCUUUGAGCUCCCUGGCACUCUCAACAGCAGCCAUUUCCACUGCAAGCUGAACGGACAGUCUAUGAGGCAACUCCAGCUUACCUACACUGACUUCUUCCCUGACUACUUCUCACUAGCAGAGAAACCCCCCGCUGAGUUCUGCCUCUCCCCAGAUGGCAACACAGAGUCCAUCUCCAUCGACUUGCUGCAGAAGAAGGGUCUGGUGAAGGCAAUCAACACUGCUGUUGACCUGAUUGUGGCUCACUUUGGAACCAGCAGGGAUCCAGGGGUGAAGGCCAAACUUGGGAACAGCUCCGUGAGCCCCAACGUGGGUCAUCUCAUCCUGAAAUACCUGUGCCCUGCUGUCCGGGAUGUUCUGAGUGAUGGGCUCAAGGCUUACGUCCUGGACAUGAUCAUUGGCCAGAGGAGGAACAUCCCCUGGAGCGUGGUGGAGGCAUCCACCCAGCUAGGCCCCUCUACCAAGUUGCUGCACAGCCUCUAUAGCAAGAUCAGCCAGUACACAGAGCUUACCAACCACACCAUGAGGUUCAACGCAUUCAUCUUUGGCCUCCUCAAUAUCCGGUCCUUGGAGUUCUGGUUCAACCACCUCUACAACCAUGAAGAUAUCACCCUGGCACACUACCAGCCAGUGGGCUUCUUGUGCCUGUCUCACAGCGUGUGCCAGCCUCUUUUCGAGGAGCUCCUGCUCCUGCUCCAGCCUCUCUCCCUGCUGCCCUUCAACCUAGACCUCCUUUUCGAGCACCACCUGAUGCAGAUGGGGAAAGAGCAGCAGCAGCAAAAGGAGCUGCUGCGUGUGAAGCAGGACCUGCUGCUUUCUGCACACUCCACCCUGCAGCUGAUGCGGACGCGGGGCAGCAGUGAGGAUCCCGACGGCUGCAGCACCGCCCCUGAAGCAUGCAAAGUGGGUGCCAGAGAUGGUGACAUCUCACCAGGCCACAGCCCCCAGCAAGCUGCAAGUGAGAGGGUCAAAGGGGCGGGCUGGUGGUACCAGCUCAUGCAGAGCUCUCAGAUAUACAUCGAGGGCUCGGCUGAAGGCUCAAAGUUCAUCCACUAUGAGAAGAAGAAGAAGGCUUUGAAUACUGUGCCCAGGUCAGCGGAGACCUGCAAGGCGCCACCCCCCCGCGAAGGGGUGGUGGAGGGUGCAGAGGCUUGCCCCAUUGCUGAGGGCACCUUGGAGGAGAGGCCCAAGGCUGCCAGCAAGCCAAGUCCUCAAGCCGUGGAAGAGCCCUUGGAAAAGCCCCAGCAGGUACCGGUCAGUGAAGAGGUGAAGGAACGGAGCUGGCCCUUCUGGAUGGGCAGCCCCCCAGACUCAGUGCUUACAGAGCUGAAGCGCAGCAAGGAGAAGGAGACUGGGACUCAGCAAAGAGUGGGAGCAGCAGCAGCAGCCCCCCAAGAGGAAAGCAGCACCAGUGCAUCAGAGGGCAGCCAGCCCAUCAAGUGGGGACACUUGUUUGGGUCCAGGAAGGUGCAAAAAGAGCCCAAGCAGCCUAACAGGUUGCCCUCUGGCUGGCUGAGCUUGGACAAGUCUGUGUUCCAGCUGGUGGCCCAGACGGUCGGGGCAAGCAUGUGGCGAGAAGCAGCCCAUGAGCCGGAGCCCUCCCGGCCAGAGCCAUCUGAAGUGCCCCCCGCAGCACGGCCGGCCCGGGGGUUGUCUCCCCACCCUCCCUGUGAGGUGAAAGCUCUUUGCCAUCACAUUGCCACCGAGACGGGACAGCUGAGCUUCAACAAGGGGGACAUCCUGCAGGUCAUCUCCAAGGUGGAUGGUGACUGGCUACAGUGCAGCCUCGGCUCCGAGAAGGGACUGGUGCCCAUCAUGUACGUCACCCACCCAGAGGACGAGGACUAUUGACGUGGCUGGGAGGCCAAGUACAGUACCGUGGGCUGCUGAGGCUCCUCUGGGGAAGCCCACCCUGCCAGAGGAACAGACAUAGCUUCUUGCUAGUUUCUUACCUUUCUUGCCAUUACAGAAUACAGUAACUGUAGGUGGUUCCUUCCUGCUCCUCCUCGUGCAGCUGCCAAAGGCCAACUUGGCCCUCGGGGUCUUCUGCGAGCUGCACCUCGUAUUGCCAGGCAUCGCCGUGCAUGCAGCCACACCGGGGACUGCCUGAGCCCCCUCCACCCCACACCAUCUCCAGCACCCGUAGGCCCUGGACUCGUACAUAGCAGGAACCCAAGCAGUCCCUGCCAGGGCAGCGCUGCCCCACUGCCCGGCUCAGUUUCACUCUGGAGGGUGCAGGAUGCUGGCCGUCCCCUCCCCGGGGGUGGCAGUGCAGUCUGCAGCCUUCAGCAUCCCUGGCAUCAUCAGCCUCAGGGCUGGGAGCACCGUGCAUUGGCAAGGUCUCUGCAAGGCCGGUCUGAUGGGUUGCAUUGCGGUUUGAUGCGGGGCUGCAAGGUAGGUUUCCCCAUGCUGGAGCAGCCCUGUCCUAAUGUGUUAUGGUGGUGCCUGGUGGGUUGUACCGGGCCAAGUGGCCUGGCACUGCCACGCUGCAGGGCUGGGGCUGUGCCUGGCCACAGCCAGGGGAGGGGGACGGGAUACGUGUGUGUGUGCGGAGCAAAGGGGUGCGUGGGGUCGUGAGGAAGGCGCGUGGAUGUUCAGUGUUACGUAGGUGUGGGAUGGGUGGUGCCACCCUGUGCAGAGAUGGGUGCUUUGGGGAUUGGCCCUGUGCCCUCCACACUCAGCAGGGAGCCAGUGCCUGGGAAGCUCUGGGAUGCUCAGUGGAAGGGGGUUGGAGGGGAGGGGGUGAGGGCAGGGUCCCUGCCUGGGCUAGGCGUGCUCUUUGGAGUUGGGGGCAGUGCUCCCAGCAGGUAGACUGAGGGGUGCUCCCAGAGGGAGCCGGGGAGCUAGGGAGGGAGAAGUGGUGCUCCUGUUGGGUUUCUGGUCUUGCUGAGCAGUGCCAUGGGGUGGGGGGGACAAGUGUUGUGAUGAGCACAAGGGGCUGCUGGGGGUCCUGGGGUCCUCAGUAGAGGCAAUGCCAGUCAACCCCUUCCUUGCCAUGUUCAUGCCGCCCACUGGGGUGGGGAUCUUCACCUGCCCAUCAAGUGGGGAACAGUGUUAAUGAAAAGGCCAUGCCAGUAUUUGGUGCCUUGGCUGGGUUGACACUGCUCGCAGCAUCAUGCCUGGGCUGGCUUCCCCAUGGCGAGGGGCCCUGGUCUUGCAAGGUUACCUCCUGCUUGUACAUUGCUUAGCAGACGUUGCACCAUAUUUAAUUUGUAUUUCCCCGUUAGAAUGAGGUGUCUCGCCUUUAUUUAUUUCUUUAUUUAUGAUGCAUAUUAAUAAAAAAGGUGCUGAUUGAGUUCCCUGCUA
Molecule: messenger RNA, 6882 nt
Organism: Pygoscelis adeliae (Adelie penguin)
Lineage: Eukaryota; Metazoa; Chordata; Aves; Sphenisciformes; Spheniscidae
Gene: RUSC2
Product: RUN and SH3 domain containing 2
Exons: 15
Coding region: 670-5427 (1585 amino acids)
Cellular component (GO): cytoplasmic vesicle
Molecular function (GO): protein binding
Source: RefSeq, a predicted model, not a curated record